Molecule: messenger RNA, 1645 nt
Organism: Mesitornis unicolor (brown roatelo)
Lineage: Eukaryota; Metazoa; Chordata; Aves; Mesitornithiformes; Mesitornithidae
Product: hemicentin-1-like
Exons: 12
Biological process (GO): homophilic cell-cell adhesion; synapse organization
Cellular component (GO): neuronal cell body; plasma membrane; axon
Molecular function (GO): axon guidance receptor activity
Source: RefSeq, a predicted model, not a curated record
AUGUACUGUGAGGUAGUGAUUGCUCAUGUGAGAGCUGCUCACGAGAAACUGGACAAGGCUGAGGGGGGCAGGACGCUCCGUCUGACACACACGAGGGCAGCAGAUGAGGGUCGGUUCACUUGCGUGGUGACCAAUGCUGCGGGAGAAGUGAGGAAGGAUUUUUACCUUUCUGUUCUAGUGCCUCCAGGGAUUGUGGGUGAAAAUAAAUUGGAAGAUGUGAAGGUGAAAGAGAAGCACAGAGUUACCCUAACAUGUGAAGUGAUAGGGAACCCUGUACCACACAUCACCUGGAUGAAGGAUGGGCAGUCUCUACCUGAGGAUGAAAAUCACAAGUUUCUGUCCAGUGGGCGUUUCCUGGAGAUCACAAACGCUCAGGUCACUGACACAGGGAGAUACACAUGCAUUGCAUCCAAUACAGCUGGAGAUAAGAGCAAAAGUUACAGUCUUAAUGUACUUGUGUCUCCAACCAUUGUGGGUGUGGACAGCCAUGGAAAUGCAGAAGAUGUCACUGUCAUCCUCAACAGCCCGACAUCGCUGGUUUGUGAGGCUUACUCGUAUCCUCCAGCUACAAUCACCUGGCUGAAGGAUGGCAAUCUUUUAGAAUCAAACAGAAAUAUCCGCAUUUUGCCAGGUGGUCGAACCCUGCAGAUUCUAAAUGCACAGGAGGACAACGCUGGAAGAUACACCUGUAUAGCCACAAAUGAGGCCGGAGAGACUUUGAAACACUAUGAAGUGAAAGUCUACAUUCCACCCACCAUUAACAAAGGGGAUAUCUCAGGGAUGGGCCUCUCCCCUAAAGAAGUGAAGAUCAAAGUAAACCGCAGCCUUAUUCUGGAGUGUGAAGCUCACGCCGUUCCUGCUGCUGCCAUCAGCUGGUACAAGGAUGGACAGCCACUGAAGGCAGAUGAUCACGUCGUCAUCCAGGCUGGUGGCCGUACUCUGCAGAUUAAGGAGGUUCAGGUAUCAGACACCGGUCGUUACACUUGUCUGGCAUCCAACAUUGCUGGAGAGGAUGAAGUUGAGUUUGAUGUAAAUAUCCAAGUUCCUCCUAGUUUCCAAAAGCCCUACAAGGACUGGGAGGCGGGUAACACGGUCGAUACAGGACGAGGUGGAGAGAGUAAAGAUGUGAUUGUCAACAAUCCCCUCUCACUGCACUGCGAGACCAAUGCUGUUCCUCCACCAGUGCUUACGUGGUACAAAGACGGCUUUCCUCUGAGCUCCAGUGAUAAAGUAUUAAUAUUACCAGGAGGCCGAGUGUUGCAGAUUCCACGGGCACAGGCUGAAGAUGCCGGGAGAUUCAUGUGUGUGGCGGUGAAUGAAGCCGGGGAGGAUUCCAUUCAUUACGACGUCCGCGUACUCCUGCCACCAGCCAUCAGUGGAGCUGACGGGGAUCUGCCUGCAGAGGUGACUGUGCUUGUGAACAAGGCUGCGGUGAUGGACUGUGUGGCGAGUGGCAGCCCUUCUCCAAGCAUCGCCUGGCAGAAGGACGGCCACCUCCUAGCAGAAGAUGACAAAUACGUGUUUUUGUCCAAUGGAAGGAGGUUACAGGUUUUGAAUUCCCAAAUAACAGAUACAGGCAGGUAUGUCUGCAUUGUGGAAAACAUUGCUGGAAGUGCCAAGAAGUAUUUUAACCUAAAUGUUCAUG